GAAAGAAAAUUUUUUUUGCAAGCGCAAGCAAAGCAAUCCGCAAACCCUCCCUCCUCCUCGAUUCGAUCGGCGAUGGCCCGGAAAAGGAAGACGGACGCCGCGCCGCGGCUGGACGAGGCCGACCGCACGCUCUACUCCACCUUCUGUGGCGCCGCCAACUCCCUCUCCCAGCUCUACACCCAGGCCAUGGCCCAGCAGAAGUUCUCCUUCCAGGCCGGCGAGCGACACGCCCUCGAGAAACUCUACCAGUGGAUCUUGAGGAAGCAUGAGGAAGAGGAGCGGCUCACUGUAGCUGAUAUAAUGUCUCAUAUCCAGCAUGAGAUGGACUAUGGAGGUACUGAUGCACAUGUCUCCCCAAGAGUACAUCAGCAUCCUCAGAUUGCAAAUCCAUUUACAAACCCGGUUGUCCAAUCCGCAACUGGUUUAUAUGGGCAAACAACUGCUGGGUUUGCUCCUAGACCCAGCCUCAGUGACCAGUCAAAUAAUACAAUAUUACCAAAUGCCCUUUCAAGCCCAGUGUGCAGGAAUCUCCAGAAUUAUCACUUGACUCAAGGUGCUGGCAAUGGAGGCCAGAACGCAGAAGCAAACUUAGCAGGGGCAAAUCGGGAAACCAAUUCCACAAGCUCCAACGACACCUCUAUGGACAUGGUUUCAGACAGCGCCGGGAACGAAUUCUACCAGUGAUUCGUUGUGAGAUGUUGCGCCUGCAAUCAGGCAGCAUCACAUACCAAUGUUGACCAUGUUUUUUCCCUUCUCUUUUUUGUAUGCUCCGUAUUCUCCCUAAAGCUCACCUUCUAUGCGGCGUUGUAGUCGCACAUCAGGUGAUUCUCUUUUCUUUAAGCAAUUGGUAAUUUUCGUUGAAGUUAUUGGAGAGAAAUUUAUGUGUCUGGGUGGGCUGCAUCAGGCAUGUUUUAUUCCCCACAAUGUGUUGGUGAGUUCAAGAUUCUGAAUGUAAAUGAAAAUUGCGUUGUGAUAUA
This is a messenger RNA of Phragmites australis (common reed), 977 nucleotides long. RefSeq lists its product as uncharacterized. Bases 73 to 684 code for a protein of 203 amino acids. The record is from RefSeq and is a predicted model, not a curated record. NCBI's taxonomy places the organism in Eukaryota, Viridiplantae, Streptophyta, Magnoliopsida, Poales, Poaceae. The transcript is spliced from 3 exons.